This is a messenger RNA of Penicillium pulvis, 1932 nucleotides long. RefSeq names its product putative phenol 2-monooxygenase. NCBI's taxonomy places the organism in Eukaryota, Fungi, Ascomycota, Eurotiomycetes, Eurotiales, Aspergillaceae. Gene Ontology annotation, molecular function: FAD binding. The record is from RefSeq and is a predicted model, not a curated record. The coding region runs from base 1 to 1932 and encodes 643 amino acids. The transcript has 5 exons.
AUGUCUAAAAGCGAAUGUGUCUCUGAGUCUGAAACCGAUGUACUCAUUCUCGGCGCCGGACCCUCUGGUCUAAUGACCGCCUACUGGAUGGCACGUUACGGCAUCCGAACUCGAAUCGUCGACAAACGUCCCACGAAGGUGUUUACCGGUCACGCUGAUGGAAUCCGUAUGCGGACGUUGGAAAUCUUCGAUAGUAUGGGGAUCUACCACAGGGUUGAACAUGAGGCACAUCCAGCUGUUGAGCCUGGGUUCUGGGUGCCCGGACCGGAGGGCAAAUUGAUCCGCCAAGGGCCUAUUACCCCAUCCCAAGUCUUUGAAUCGCCGUAUCACCAUAUGCUUUUGAGUCAAGGCCGCAUUGAGCGGUUUGUGCUGGAUAGCAUCCGAGAGCACUCGGACAUCGAAGUUGAGCGUGGUAUUCUUGCCGAGUCAUUGGAUUAUAAUGAGACACUCGGAAGCAAGAAUGAGUAUCCCAUUACCGUUACCCUGAGACAUUCUGGCUCCAACAAUAAUAUCACGAUCCCCGGUGACUUGGAGGAUGGCGAAUGGGAUGAUUUGACUCGGCAGCGGAAAAGAGCACCUGGGAAGAAGGAGAUUAUAAAAGCGAAGUAUAUCAUCGGCUGUGAUGGAGCGCAUAGUUGGACGAGAAAGCAGCUGGAUAUUCCGUUUGAAGGGGCGAGUACAGAGCAUAUCUGGGGCGUGAUUGAUGUCGUGCCAAUAAGCGAUUUUCCCGAUAUUCGUCGACUGGGCACGGUGACCAGUCCAGCAGGCACGAUCCUAGUAAUCCCUCGCGAAAGGAAACUAGUCCGCUUCUAUGUCCCCGUCCAUGUCGCCAACGACGAGACCCCAAACGGCCGCUUCGACCGCUCAACAAUCACACCCGAAAAGAUCAAAGCGCGCGUCCAGGCUAUUUUGUCUCCAUUUACCUUCGACUUUCAGAUUCUCGAUUGGUGGACGGCAUACCAGAUUGGCCAGCGCAUUGCCCCGACAUUCGCAAAAGGAGACCAUGCAUUCCUAGCCGGUGAUGCGGUACACACGCACUCACCGAAGGUAGGCUUAGGCAUGAACGUCAGUAUGCAAGAUGGAUUCAACAUCGGCUGGAAAGUUGCUCUGGUGGUUGCGGGUGUUGCCGACCCAGCCAUCUUGAACACGUACAACGAAGAAAGACACCGGAUUGCGGAAUUAUUGCUCGAGUUCGAUAAGCUUUGGUCGUCUUACUUCACUGCUGAGACCAAACCACCCGGGGAUGGGGCACCAGGUAAGACGGAGAAUAUGAUUAAAGUUGUGGAGGAGUUUCAGAGCUUUGCAGAUGGUGUAAAAGCGUUUUAUGGUGAUAGUCCGUUGGUUUGCAAAGGGAUAAAAGAACAUGAAGGGCCUGUGUUUGCAGUUCAUCUCGUCCCAGGGGAACGGGUUCCCCCAGCCAAACUUCGUCAGCCGGCUGAUGCGACGAUAAGAUGGUCUAUGGGGAUUAUGGAGAGUGAUGGGCCGUUCAGACUUGUUGUUUUAGCUGGGGAUAUUAGUGAUCAAGAGCAGAAGGCGCGUGUUGAUGCUCUUGGUCUUUGGCUGGUGGGUCUGGAUGAGUCGAAGCCAUCUGUUCUGACGCGUUAUGCUUCGAUCCCAGGACGCUUUGAUAGCCUUGUUGAUACGUUGACAAUUCAUAGUGCUCCGUGGACGGAGGUGGAGUUCUUUGAUUUUCCGGAGAGCUUGCGCCCGUUUGAUCCUGUUAUGGGCUGGGGCUAUGAGAAGAUUUGGUGCGAUGAUCCCUGUGUCUGGGAUAAGGACUGUGAUGGGAAGGCGUAUGAGAGGUGGGGCGUUGAUCGAGUUCAUGGUGCAAUGUUCGUUCUUCGACCGGAUCAGUAUAUUGGAUGGGUGGGUGAGCUAGAAGACGUGGAGGGCUUGACUCGCUACUUGGAUGGUUUUUUGAUCCAAAAAUGA